ACUGGACAGACGGACAGAGACGAAGAAAACGUGGAGAUAGAAGAUGAGGGCAAAAAGGAAGAUUCCAAAGAACCAGAAUCGAAGACCUAUGUUGACUCAAAAGACGCAGAGGAAUCGAAGACCGCAGGUGAUACCAAAAAGGAACGAGGCUCGAAACCCGCAAUAAGUUCUAAAGAGAAAGAAGGAUCUAAAGAGGAACAGGGCAUGAAACCCGCAAAAAGUUCUAAAGAGAAAGAAGGAUCUAAAGAAGAACAGGGCUCGAAACCCACAAAAGGUUCCAAAGAGAAAGAAGGAUCUAAAGAAGAACAGGGCACGAAACCCGCAAAAAGUUCCAAGGAACAAGAAGAAGAAUCAAAAGGUCCAGAAAGUUCAAAAGCAGACAAAGAAUCCAAAAAACCAAAGAAAAAAGCUGACGAGAAAGCAAAAGUGACCAAAGCCGACUAUCACGUCGAGCGGUUCCGAACGCCCAGUGGUCGCCUGUUCUUCCGCUUUACACCGGAAGGAUACUUUGAGGCGGAGGAAGCGCUAGCAGCCAAGAAACCGGGCGGAAAAACAGAACCGAAAACACCACCAAUAGCACCAGCACCGAAAGCAUCACCGGCACCAGCACAAAAAGCAUCGCCGCUACCAGUGGGUAAACUAUCACCGGCACCAGCAGCACAGGCACCGCCCGGAAAAACACCACCAGCACCAGCAGCACAAGCACCACCCGCACCACUUGGGAAAGCACCACCGGCACCAGCAGGAAAACCGCCACCGGCAUCACCAGGACAGGUGCCGCCCGCACCACUGGGGAAGGCAUCGCAGCCACUAGCGGGGAAACCGCCACCGUCAUCACCAGGACAAGCACCGCCGGCAAAGGCGUCGCCGGUACCAGCAGGAAAACCGCCACCAGCAUCACCAGGGCAGGCACCACCCGCACCACCGGGGAAAGCAUCACCAGCGCCACCAGGACAAACACCACAAGCACCACCAGCACAAACACUACCGGCAUUGCCAGCAAAAGCGCCACCCGCACAAAUACCACCAGUACCAGCGGGAAAAGCACCACCGGCAGCAGCGGGGAAAACGUCACCUGUGGCACCAGGACAAGCAUCACCAGCGCCACCAGGGAAGGCGUCACCGGCAUCACCAGGAAAACCACCACCUGCUCCAGCUGCAGCACCAGCAACUCCUCAGCAGAAACCGAGCCCUCCGGCAAAAGGCAAAUGA
Gongylonema pulchrum is the source of this 1212-nucleotide messenger RNA. NCBI's taxonomy places the organism in Eukaryota, Metazoa, Nematoda, Chromadorea, Rhabditida, Gongylonematidae. The record is from the annotation of a GenBank genome assembly.